UGCUCAACCUCCCUGCGUCGGGGUAACAUAGUGGUGAACUAGUGCAGCAGGCAUCUGGCUCAGGACAGUAACAGGGCUCUCUCCGACUGAACACACCAGAGUGUAGCCAUGUUGACGGGGCCACUGUGGAGCGUCCUCCUGCUCCUGUCCAUCCCAGAGGUGUGCAUGCAGGAGGUGGACUACGGGGACUAUGAAGACAGCGAUCCUCUAUGCUCCACUGAAGAGACCAUCAGAGGGGGCUAUGUGUCCUACUCACAGGGAGGGUUGUAUGGGAGUGUGCUGACCUAUCACUGUGCCCACGGAUACGACCCUUUCCCUGUUAGCCAUAGGCUAUGUGAUGAUGAGGGGGAUUGGUCAACCAUGACAUCAGCGAAUGGCAGACUAGUGACACGGGCAACAUGCAAAGAGAGAGUGUGCCCCGGCCAGCUCCAGCUGGAUAAUGGGGACUUCUGGCCGAGGGACCAGUGGUUCCGUCCAGGGACUAUGCAGAACUUUUCCUGCCUUGGAGGGUUGACCCUCUCUGGCUCAGCAAGCAGGACCUGCACCGUCUCUCUGGAGUGGACCGGAACCAGCCCUAUUUGUGACAACAAUGAUGUCGUUGAUGCCUGCAACGACCCAGGCGUCCCAGCGGGGGCCUUGAGGUCAGGGUCCCGGUUCCAGGUGGGGGACACACUGACCUAUCGUUGCCAGGCAGGUCUGGACCUGCUGGGUUCGAGCCAGCGUGUCUGUCUCUUAAGCAGGGAGUGGACCGGCUCAGCCCCACGAUGCCAGGCCUACAAUGGCUUCGACAGCCCCAGCACCGUGGCAGCCUUAAUGAUCGGCUCCCUGUCAGGGGUUAUUGAAGCUCUUCCACCAGAGAUCCCCCCCCCGCAAAGCGUCCUUCAAGAGGGCUACGGGCGAAUGAUCAUCGUUGAGGAUCACAGUCGGUUGAACAUCUACAUCUUACUGGACACAUCCGGCAGCCUGGUCGAAGACUUCGACACAGUCAGACAGUCUGCUAUCAGUCUCAUCAGGAAGCUGGACAGCUUUGAUGUCCAGAUGAAGAUCCAUGUGGUUUCUUACGCCAGCGAGGCUAUAGACAUUGUGACCAUCAUAAAUACCUUCAUAAGUGCCGAUGCUCAACUUGUCAUUGAGGAAAUAGAGAAGUUUGACCCCAAAGAUCACGGGGACAAAAUAGGGACCAAUCUCUUUGCAGCACUGCAUAGAGUAAAUGAGAUGAUGGCUUUACUGAAGUUAGACCGAGAGGAUAAUCAUUUUAUGGAGACUCAGAAUGUUAUUCUCAUAAUAACAGAUGGUAAUUCCAACACUGGUCCCGAACCCCAGAUUGCCCUUGCCAAAAUACGAUCCCAUUUUGGCGGCCACACCUUGGAGGAACUGCUCGACGUGUACGUGUUUGGUGUCGGAACGAAGAUUAACAAAAAAAAGCUGAAUGACAUCGCCUCACACAAGCAGAACGAGGAACAUAUCUUCAUUCUGGAAGACCUCCAGUGUCUGGGAGAAGCCUUUAACCAGAUGAUCAAAAUCAAGACGACGACCAAGUGUGGGGUGGCAGAGGAAGAGCUUGACAGCGAUGAUCCUAAAGUAAAUGGCCAAUACACCAGGCCAUGGCACGUCGCUCUUAAAAUCCUUGCAUCCGAUCUGAGCAGAGAGGAAAAAUGCUACGGAUCCGUUGUGAGCCCAAACUGGAUCCUGACCGCGGCCCACUGCUUCGCCCGGCACAGUGUAGCGGUACGGAGGCAAAAGAUAGAAGUCACUCACGGUGGUAAACAGCAAAUGAUGGAUGGUCAGAUUUUCAUCCACCCAGAUUUCAACAUCAAAGGCCUCCAGCACAGAAAUGUGUCCGAGUUCUACGACUUUGACGUGGCUCUGGUGCAGCUGAACACCAGCGUCCCCCUUCUGUCAGAGGCCAGACCCGUCUGCCUGCCGUGUACUACGGCCGCCGACCGAGCCAUGAAGCGAGUCAAAUCCACAUGCCAGCAGCACAGAAAGGAAUUACUACCAGGCAGUGAAACUAACGCAUCCUUCAUCGACAAAACCUCGAAACGUGUGGAAACCCUGAUUCAUCUUGGAGAGCAGAGGCAAGCAUGCGUGUCCAAAGCUGCCUGGGAACUGAAGGACGCCCCCGACGUGACAUUGGAUGAGCUAGUACCCGAGCGGUUCCUCUGUACCGGAGGCCCUUCCAGGUCCGGAAACCCCGUCAGCUGCAAAGGCGAUUCCGGUGGUUCACUCUUCUUGAAGAAAAGGGAGCGCUACUUUCAGGUGGGGGUAUUGAGUUGGGGUACCGUAGACCGGUGUUCUGGUAAAGGUCGUGGGCGUCCUGCUGCCGAUGCUCGUGACUUCCACAUCAGCCUUUUCACCAUUGUGCCGUGGUUAAAGCAGCACCUGGGCCAGGAGCUAGAGUUCCUGCCUCUGGGAGACUGAGGGCAGUCGUUCUCUGGCCUGUCUCCCUAUGCCAGCAGCCAGCAGCCUGGUUGCUUCAGCAUCUAUGAAGAACAGAUAACCCUGCUGUCCUGCUUUUCUUUCCAUUUGAGUGUAAUGUGCAAAACCGCUCCCAGUCACAGUAACUCAUUAAUAUCCAAUAUGUCUUCGAAACUAUGGAUACGUAUUGUGUGCAUACCUUUGCUUUUGUUUUCUUAUUUUCUUAUUAAAAUAAAAACUCUACUACUGUA
Gadus macrocephalus (Pacific cod) is the source of this 2669-nucleotide messenger RNA. Its product is annotated as complement factor B. Gene Ontology annotation, biological process: complement activation; proteolysis. Gene Ontology annotation, cellular component: extracellular region. The transcript has 17 exons. Gene Ontology annotation, molecular function: serine-type endopeptidase activity. Bases 109 to 2421 code for a protein of 770 amino acids. The record is from RefSeq and is a predicted model, not a curated record. Lineage: Eukaryota; Metazoa; Chordata; Actinopteri; Gadiformes; Gadidae.